Molecule: messenger RNA, 1099 nt
Organism: Cornus florida
Lineage: Eukaryota; Viridiplantae; Streptophyta; Magnoliopsida; Cornales; Cornaceae
Exons: 5
Coding region: 183-680 (165 amino acids)
Molecular function (GO): cysteine-type endopeptidase inhibitor activity
Source: RefSeq, a predicted model, not a curated record
AGUAUAUAUAUGUAGUCUGUAGAGGGUUUAGAAAACCUGCAUACAGAGAGAGGCAGGGGCGAGAGAGAGAGGAAACCGUGAAGAAGGAGAAAAGAGAGGUCUGCGUGACGGCUUGAGAGUGAAGCCAAGGAGGCCGAACCAAGGAAAGGGUUUCUUCUGUUUUGCAAUUCUGAUAUCGGAGUAUGGCUUCUCAACUCAACGUCUCUUGUGAACAACAACCAGGAAAGGCCGUUGUCUGGAAAAUCUCCUCUCAAAAGCUUCAAGAAACCGGACAAGGAUUUGAUAACCAGAACAAACCCCCAACCAGUUGGAGAGAUCGAUUGGAAUUGGAAAUAUUCGGAGGCAAAGUAUCUUUUUUAACUCGCGACCCAUCAUCCUACGGUUUUGGUGAUCCAAUAGAACUCAAGAACAAUCCCAAUAAUAUAAGGAAUGUCUCUCGGUACACACAUAGAGCAAUUCAGUUUUAUAAUCACAAAAAUGGGACAAAUUACAAGUGUGUGAAGCUUAAGGGGGCAAAGCGUGUGAUUGUGGCCAAUAUAUUCUUAUACAUUACCUUUGAGGCCAAAGAUGAAAAUAGUGAUGAUGGUCAGUGUAAAACUUUUUAUGCUGAGCUGUCCCGUGGAAUCCGAUCAGAAGCAAAGAUCAAGUAUUGCGGGCUCGAACCUAAAUUAGAUAACUAAGAGCAGAGAAAUGCAUGAAUGAAGAUGAAGUUUAUCCGCCAACUUCCAUGAGGGUGUCAUGUUUCUUGAUGUGGAUGACAACUCCACAUCUUUCAAUUGCGUAGAGAAUUACUUGAAGAUUCUUUCGUCAAGCUUAUAUUUGCUUCUCUUAAAUAGCUUUUAUAUGUUUAUAAGAAAUUUCUGCUACUGUGGUUUAUAUACAACUCCUAUGAUAUUAUCAAUAGAAGUUUCUUUAACUGAAAUAUUUCUAUCAUUACUUUUUUUUUUUUUGUUUACAAUGCUUCUUAUAAUUUUUAAAUUCUCUUCAUAUCAAUAAUUAUUCAACAUUACAUUUCUUUUUAACUCUCACAUAGCAAUUUGCCUAUAAAAUAAAAUCACUCUCUCUAUUGCAUAAUUUACAUCACGGUCAGUUGCCUAUA